GGAUGCGCACUCUCGAAAUGCGAGACAUACGAGACCCCACUAGGAAACCUCACAUUAGACAGAGAGGUCGUCGAAGAACUCUACAAGACCAACCGAUUCGAGUACCUCCAACCACGCAGGGAGCAAGGCGAGCACAGUAUCGAGAUGCAGCUGCCCUACGUGUACAAAGUCUUCGAGGGGUGCAUCGAUAAUAUCAAGAUCGUGCCGAUCAUGGUCGGUGCCAUCGAUCAGGAGCAGGAAGAAGAGUAUGGAAAGAUCUUAGCGCCGUACCUUGAGAGGGACGAUACAUUGUUUGUUAUCUCUUCUGAUUUUUGUCAUUGGGGUCACUCGAAUUAUGGAUACACGUUCUAUUAUCCAAAGACGCUCCCUAGUGAUGUCCCGGGUAUUAAUCUCCGCCGUAGCGGUCCGCGCCCGUCACCUUCUCGACCCAUCCACACGUCCAUUUCAGAUCUCGACCACGAAGCGAUGGAUAUCCUCAUCCAACAGCCUGCGUCUACCGCACACGCCAAAUUUGUUGCAUACUUGGAACGCACGCAUAAUACGAUUUGCGGACGACAUCCCAUAGGGGUGUUGAUGGGUGCGCUUAGUGCGCUGGAGAAGAAAGGUAAACAGGCGAGAAUGAAAUGGGUGCGAUAUGAACAGAGCAAUCGGUGUGUAUCGUAUGAUGAUUGGAGCGUGAGUUAUGCGAGUGCGUAUGUUACUUUUUAGAGGGGACGGGCACAACACGAUGAUCGAUGCAUAACAAUGAAUAAUAUAUUGAUUACUCAUGUCGAGCGCUGGAUCCAGACUGAUGACCCAUAGUCUACCUGAGGACAGGACAACACAGGUAAGCACGAUACGCUACGAGUCGCUUUUAGCCCUGAGGAAGUUCUCCCAGACGGCCAUAAUGCGUCUGUGAGACUAGAAUGGGGCGUGAGGUGUGAAUGAAUGAGUGGGAGGCUUUAUAGCCAUAGCUCAUCGGUUGAUUUCGGGUGGAAAUUGAUUGUGUGCGGUGAGACACCGUGAGAGCUGAUUUUGUUAUUGGACACGGUGUCUUUCUUGACGUGCGGGACCGAGAUUGCGCGCGGGGAAAUUCCAGA
Messenger RNA from Suillus subaureus, 1079 nucleotides. RefSeq names its product MEMO1 family. The record is from RefSeq and is a predicted model, not a curated record. Bases 145 to 708 code for a protein of 187 amino acids. The transcript is spliced from 4 exons. NCBI's taxonomy places the organism in Eukaryota, Fungi, Basidiomycota, Agaricomycetes, Boletales, Suillaceae.